AUGUCACCUUCAUCUGUCGUUAAUGUUUUUAAGGAGUUUUCUAAGGAGUUUUCUGAAGAUCAGUUGAUUGCAAUUAGAGCUAUAGGAUUUGGGUCCUUGGAGUUUUUGAAAGUGUCCCAACUGCCUUUGCAAUUGGGUUUUUGGAUGAUAAAGUUAUUGACCAAUGGAAAAAAACAAUUCCCAAAGAAUUCGUUAUCUGUGAACAAUGGGGAACUUUCAAUGUACUUGAAGGACCAUAAAUCAGCUGGGCCAAUGUUCAAACGCAAUUUCGUAGUUCUUUGUGUUUCCACUUUAAUGUCAGGAGGACAAAACAAGAAUGUUAAUCAUGAUGUUCUCAGAUAUUUGACUAAUGUUGCUAAAAUCAAGGAUUUAAAUUGGUCGAAGUUUAUCCUUGAUUCUCUUGUGAAGGCGAAGAUCAAAUGGGAUGAGCUUCCUACUCGCUGCUUUCCAGGAUCUUUAUUAUUUCUUAUGCUUUUAUAUGUUGAUCAAUUUGUCAUUGAGGAAGUUAGAGCCAAACGAGAAACUCCUGUUCUCAAAGGUUGGAUAACCAAUAUGUUGUCUAGCCGUGAGAAAUUGAAAAUUUUUAAGGGGAGGCUUGGAAUUUUCGAUAAAAAUCUGAAGGUUGUUGGUCCUUCUGGCAACAAACAACCAAAAAUGGAAACAUCUGUUCCAACUGUUCCACAAACUAACGAAGAUGUUGAAGUAGAUCCAAAGAAGAAAUGCCUAAUGGAUCUUGCAGAAGCUUCGACUAAGCUGGUGUUGGCAUACAUGGACUUUCAUGAAAAACAUGAACUAGCUGUCAACCAUUUUCCUCACAAUGAGAAAAUACGGAAGCUGAAGGAAGAUGCAAUGGGUAUUUGUGACGAGCAAAGAUUGAGUUCUCUAGCUAUGCCAGAAAAUCAUAGCUUUUCUUUUAGCCAAGACGAUGAGUAUUGGCAAGAUUCAGCUGUCAUCGAAGCUUGGGAUAGAUUUUUCAUGAUUUCAGCUAAUGAGAAGAAUGUUGAAUCCUCUUUCUUUGCUAGGGCUGAUUGUCUAACCGUAACAGGAGCCAUUGAUGUUACAAAGAUUGCUGUUGAAAGUGUUCAGAUAGCAAAUAGUCUUUCGGAAAAUGAAGGUCCCGCUAUUGUUGUUGAAACUGAAAAAGUUGAAGGAGGUUCAAGUAUUCGAUCUGGUUUGAGAUCUUCAGUUAAAAAAGGAUUUGGAACUCUACUUUCAGUUUAGGAUUUGAUUCUCAAAAUAUUGAUGAU
This is a messenger RNA of Chenopodium quinoa (quinoa), 1247 nucleotides long. RefSeq lists its product as uncharacterized. The record is from RefSeq and is a predicted model, not a curated record. The coding region runs from base 1 to 1221 and encodes 406 amino acids. Lineage: Eukaryota; Viridiplantae; Streptophyta; Magnoliopsida; Caryophyllales; Amaranthaceae. The transcript has 6 exons.